Messenger RNA from Fusarium subglutinans, 402 nucleotides. RefSeq lists its product as uncharacterized. Lineage: Eukaryota; Fungi; Ascomycota; Sordariomycetes; Hypocreales; Nectriaceae. The transcript is spliced from 2 exons. The record is from RefSeq and is a predicted model, not a curated record. Bases 1 to 402 code for a protein of 133 amino acids.
AUGUCAGCCAAACAAGACUCUCUCAUUCAGUGGAUCACCAAGCUCAACGAUGCUCUCUUCAUUCAACCCAGCGACGAAACCGCCAUCAAGGCUAUAAAUGAGGAUGUUGAUUCAAGCCUAGUCACCAAGAUCAAUCACAACGUGUACACCUACGACCAGUUCAAAGGAGGUCUUCUCUACGUCCGUGGCUCGACGACAGCGGUCCAAGACGAAUUCUCUGAGAUUCUCACGUGGGAGGAUCUAGAGAAGGGCGAUGGUGUUGUGGCUGUAUUGAGCAAAUGGAGGACCAAGCAUAAGGAAACAGGCGAGGAAACGACGAAGACAAAUGUGAUCCUCUGGGAGGUGAAGUUGAUUGAUGGGAAGAGAAAGCUUACCGGACAAACCGAGGUGGAGGCAAUUUAG